Messenger RNA from Calypte anna (Anna's hummingbird), 8293 nucleotides. RefSeq names its product ankyrin repeat domain 26 (gene ANKRD26). Gene Ontology annotation, molecular function: protein binding. The record is from RefSeq and is a predicted model, not a curated record. The coding region runs from base 238 to 7677 and encodes 2479 amino acids. Lineage: Eukaryota; Metazoa; Chordata; Aves; Apodiformes; Trochilidae. The transcript is spliced from 38 exons.
CUAUGGGCGGCCGCGGCCCUGCCGUCUGCUGCGGGGAAGGCGGAGCCUGUGCUGGGCCUGCCGGGCCGACGGCCGUUCGUUCCGCAAGAGCCGUAGCAGCCGUAGGGGGUCGGGGCCGCUGGCGAGGUCUCAGUUCCCGUAUCCCUGCCCGGAGGCCGACACCGCCCGGCACUCCGGGUGCCUCCUCCCGCUGCCGCGCCCCGUGAAUCGGGACCGUGCCUGCGUCCCUGCCGGGAGAUGAAGCGGAUCUUCGGGUUCGGGAAGAAGAGGAAGGGGCAGCCGCCGUCCGGCGGCGCCUCCCAGCCCUGCCCCGCCGGUGCAGCCUACGAGCUCCGGCCGAAGGACCUGGGCAAGCUGCACCGCGCGGCCGCCAGCGGCGACCUGGCCCAGGUGCGGCAGGGGCUGAAGAAACACGGUAUCGACGGGCGGGACAAGGCGGAGCGGACACCCCUGCAUCUUGCUUGUGCAAAUGGCCACGUGGAUGUCGUUUCCUAUCUAGUAGAAAACAAAUGUCAGCUGAAUCUCUUUGACAAGGAUAACAGGUCACCACUGAUGAAGGCAGUGCAGUGCCAGCAAGAAAAAUGCGUGGCUGUUCUGCUAGAGCAUGGUGCAGACCCAAAUCUGGCUGAUGCUGAUGGCAAUACUGCUCUUCAUCUGGCAGUCCUGUCUCCUAGUCCAACGGUAGUGGGGCUGUUACUUGAGCAUAAUGCUGAUAUUGAUGCCCAGAAUAAGGAGGGAUUUACUCCACUUAUUCUUGCUGUCUCUGGACAUCAUGGAGAAAUAGUAGAAUUUCUCCUUAAAAAAGGAGCUGAUGUGCACGCUCGAGAUCAGUGUGAAAGAACCCCACUUAUGACUGCUGCUUCUGGUGGAGAGCUUAAUUUGAUAAAAGUUCUUCUGCGGUAUGGGGCUGAUGUUUCCCAUAGAGACACUAAUGGCUGGACAGCUGAGGAUUAUGCUGUUAUCCAUGGAUACUCUAGUCUUAGUAAACAUCUGGCAGAAUACACAGGCUGGGAAAACACAGGAGAAGCUGCUGGAGGUGGAGCACAAGGUAUCACAGUGUUUGGGACUUCUCACCGGGCAGGAGCUGCUGGCAUUACAUUGGGUGCACCUGCUGUGGACAGAGGAGCAAUAGAUGACUUUUCCCAAGGAGACUUAAUAAGAAGCUCUGAGAAAGAGGGGAGUGAUGACAGCUGGCAUACUUCUGAAGAAGAAGAGCUUGAUUUUACCCCCAAGAAGCCACAGAAGCCAAAUUUGACACUGUUGAUGAAUGCUUCUCAGCAGCUCAGGAAAAACAAGGAUGGUGAUGGUUCUGGAAUUGAAAGUCCUAGGUCACCAAAGAAAAGCCUCAAACCAAGAACCUCUACAGAUGCAGACCUGAACAAAGAAGAAGCUGGUGAAUUGUUGAAUCAAGAUGUCUCUGAUACAAGCAACCUGGAGGGAGAAGAAUUGGAGGAAGAGGAGGAGGAGGAAGAGGAAGAGGAGGAGGAGGAGGAAGGUGAUGAAAAUGACACUGGAGAUGAUGAUGAAGAAUAUGAGGAGGAAGAAGAAGAAGAGGAGGAGGAUCUUAGUCAAGAUGAAAAGGUGGAAGAUCUUGAAGAAACUCAGUCUAAUGACAUACAGAAGGAGGAGCAGAGGGAGAAAACAGAACCUGAAGUAAAAAUUAAUCAAAAAUUGAAGUAUUUGAGUAACUUCAAGUAUGAAGGAGAAGAUUGGUGUGGAACUGAAGAUGUCUGUGAUGUGAAAAUAAGUGAAAAACAUGAUGAAAAGGAAUCUGUUGAUGCUCCUGUGUCUUUUAUAGCUGGGUGUUACGAAAAGUUGCAAGAAGAUAUAACUGCCAUAUCUCCAAAGGUAAUGAAUAAUGAAGUAUCUUGCAAGUCAGUACCAAAACAGGCUGUCUUUCAAAAUCUAAAUAAUUUACAAGAUAGACAAGAAGACUGGAACAGGAAAAGCAUGGUUCAAGAGAAGUUUCAUAGAAGUGCUGAGUCCUGUUUUUCAGACUCUGAAAUGACAGACUGGAAAAAGGAGAUACCUCAGUCCCUCACAGAUAGUGAGAAGGAGAAGGAGAAAAAGUCAAGCUUUAGUGAUGGCUUUGAAAAUGGUACGAAUUCUUGGUCAGCAGCAAAAAGCCCAAGGCUUGAAAGUAAAAAACCAAACUCUGUCAUGCUUGAACAUGUAAAUGAUGAAGAUACUGCAGAAGAGCAAUAUGAUGAAGUAGAUGAUGAAGUCUGUGAAGCACUGAAACAAGAAAGUGAAAACUUGCACUUAAAUAAGUGUGGAGAAAGAUUAAGAGAAGCAUUUCACUCAAGUACUAAAGAAGAAUCACCUGAACAGGAAGAAGAGGAGGAGGGGGAGGAGCAGGAGAAGGAAGACAGUGGUAAAGAGCUACAAACUGCAGUUAAUGAGGGUGUGAAACAAUCUACUAAUGAUAUCCAUCAAGUGCACAGUGCUUUAAAAGACAACACUGGUGUCUUGCCAGCAGUGGGAGCAGAGGAUGAAGAAGAUGCUGAUUCUCCCUGGGAUUCUGAGAUUAUACAAACGGAGUCAGAAAGUCCGAGAAGAGUAUCCUCUGGUGUGUUGCUCCCAGCUGCAGACCAACAUGGAGCAUGUUCACAGAUUGUUUCAGGGGGACACGACAAUGGCUUUUCAGAGAAACCCCACAAUUCACAGCUGAAAACUUCUGAAUCUAUUUUGGAAGUUAAUGAAACAUCUCCUAAAAAAUGGCAGCAGAAAUCAGAUCUAUUGGAGGAAUUUGAGUUAGGAGAUGCAGAGGAUAUUGAAGGUGAGUACUCAGGAUCUGCCUUUCAUAUGUCAUCAGCUGAAAGAGAAGACAUCAAGGAUGCCACUGAAAACUAUGGGGUGAAGGAUAAAUAUAUUUUAGAAACUACCAACUUGAUAGAAAAAACAGCACAUGGAAAUCAGACUGACAAAGCAGAAAUUUCACAUCAGGAUGCCCUAGCAGAAAAUGAGGAAUCACACAGUGCUGACAAGCCAUUUAUUUUAAAAUCUUGGGAAGAAAGAUAUGAAAGAAUGUGGGUUGAAACUGAGAAAAGGGAAUUGAAAUCAAAUUUUAAAAACAUUACAGCAGAGCUGAAGCAGCUGUUUGGUGAAAUUAAUGAAACUGGGAAAACUACUUCCCUUGUGAAAGAAAUACCUGAAGAUGGCUUCAGUGAAGAGUUGAAGAGCUUUUGUGUUGUCUCAUCUCAUGCAACAGAAUCAAGUAAUAAGUUAGAAAGUAAAGGUCAAUUUGGAGAUAUUAAACUUACACUGGGUGAAAAAGUACCCAAACUGGAAAUUGUAGUUCCGAAUCCUGGUGUCUCUCCUGAUCAAAGUAACUUAAAUACAAACCUGGAAGAUAGCUGGAGUGCAGAUGGAGAAGAUGGCACAAACAAUACAGCUAAUAAAAAGGCACCUCUAGCAAAAGGAGAGGAAAAGAAAAUGCCUGCUGUGGAAAUGGAAGAGAAUGAAAAUGGAAGUAGUAGAAAUGUAGGGGAAAGUCCUGGCUACACCUCGAAACAUAGCUUAAAAAGUAUUUUGGAUGAUGCUUCUACUAUUCUUCCUAAAAUAAGACCUGUUUCUACAAGUAAUGAAAAUGCACUUUUUGUAACAGAAAGGAAAACUGGAAAAGACUCUGGGUUUAAUGAUGAUGUUCCCAGGUACUGCCUUAUCAACAAGAAUAAGAUAGGAGAAACAGAAACUGAAAGUCUUUUUGCACAUGCUCAGCAAUCAGGUAGCAUGCUGGAAAGGAAUCUUGAUGAAGAACUAAAACAAGAUAUGGAAAGAUUUAAGAGUAAGGUUGAGAAGGAAAAAAGCAAACAAAGAGGUUUCAAAAUGCAGGCAGUGGCAAAACAAGAUGAUCUUGACAAAUUAAAUACACCAUCAAGUGAUGUUGCUAAUCAGCAAAUGAAACAAAAGGUGACCCUAAGGAUGAGUGACCAUUUGAAAACGGAGAAUGAAAACAGUAGAGAAGAAAAACACAAAAAAAACUUUUCAUCUGAGGAGAGAUCAAAGGAGAUUAAAAUGCCAUUGAAAGGUAAAUUUGCAAAGAAAAAUAGAAGACAGACUUCAAAGCAGAAGGCGAAUAAGCAGAUGAGCUCUUCCAGUGAGAAUGCUUUUCCAGCACUGGAUGAUAGCACUUUCACUGAAACAUCUCAAGAUGAAGAAAGACCUGCAACAAAAACACAAAGUGAGAAGAACAAGGUCAGCAUACAGAUGGAUGUAGGUGAUGAUGAUUCAACUCGCUCAUCCACUGCAGCUUCAGAGGAUGUUGAAUUACCAACUUCAAGCUACAAAGAGGCUAUGUUGCUGUUGGAACAGCUUAGUGUGGAUCAUGCAGGUUCUGCUAUUUUGUCAAAAAUUCAAGACAUAAUUCUUAAAUAUGAACAGAUAAUAGAACGUGAAAAAAAUCGGUAUGCAGCUGUCUGUCGGAAAGUGAGGAAAUUGGAAAGCAAAAAGGAGGAGUCACAAUUAAAAGCAGAAGAGACACAAGAUUUGAAAUCCAUGUUGGCUCCCCAGGAAGCGGAAUGGAAGAAUGAUAUCCAAAGCCUAAAGUUAGCAUUGAAACAAGAAGAGGAAAAGAGGCUCAGAGCAGAAUCACUGUAUGGGAAAACAAGAGAAAAACUCAGAAGGAAGGAAGAUGAAUAUUGUAAAGAGCUGGAGGAGAAACAACAACUUGAGUUACACUCAAGCAAUUUAGAAAUGGAGUUAAUAACACUGAGAAAUCACUUGAAACAGGUUGAGGAAGAGCGUGAUGAAACACAGAGACAGCUCUCUCGGGAAAAGAGUGCCAGAGCCCUGCAAGAAGGAAUUUUGAACCACCACCUUCAGAGACAAAAGGAUCUAGAAGAAGAAACAAGGAGGACUAUAGGAAAGAAUUCGGAGGAAUCUGCAACUGAGAGAGAAAAGGAUCUGUUGUACAAAAAUCAAUUACUACACGAUGAGAUGGCUAUGCUAAGACUAGAACUUGAUCAAGUAAGACUUAGGCACCAGGAGGAAGAAGGGAAAUACUUAGAGGAAAAUGAGAGCUUGAAGGAAAAAAAUGAAGACCUCAGAAAGGAACUUAAAUUGAAUGAGGAAGCCUUAACGCAAACAGCUUUUCAGUACAAUGCACAACUGAAUUUACUGAAGACAGAAUCUGCAGUGCUAACUUCCAAGCUUGAGCAGACCAAAGAAACCAAGGACAGACUAGAGACAGAAAUGGAAUCGUUUCGUUCCCGCCUGAACACUGCUGUUCAGGAACUGGAACGUCAUCAGUCCUCAAAAGGUGAUGUUGAGCGAACGUUUCAGAGAGAGCGGGAUGAAUGGCUUCGCUUGCAAGACAAGCUCCAUCAUGACCUCUCUGCUGUGCAAGAAACCAACAAGAGCUUGUCUCAGCAGCUGAGUACAGCCGAAAGCAGGGCUAAUAGUCUAGAAAAUGAGCUUCACGAGUUGAAAAAUACCCUCAGAGAAAAAACACUGCUUUUAGAAAUGACACAAAAAGAGUUAAGUCAAGCCCAGUGUCAAGCAAAGGAAAGCGAUCGUGCUCGACAACUUGAGAAAGAUCAAGUAAGCAAGUUUAUAAUAAAACAAGAAUCCAUGCAGGAGCGAUUGGCACAGCUCCAGAGCGAAAACCUUUUACUCCACCAGCACCUGGAAGAUGUGCAGAACAAGGGGAUCCUCAAAGAAAAAGUAGUGAGUGAUGUGCAGGACAGGUUUAAUGACAUUUUCAACAAACUCAGAGCUGACACGGAAAAGCAAGUGUACCUUGUGGAAGAGAGAAACAAGGAAUUAAGUGCCAAGUGUUCUGAUUUGAGAGAACAAGUCUUUAAAUAUGAGACUGACAAAGUAGAAAGAGAGGGUAUGGUCAGACAGCUGCAGCAGGAGCUUGCUGAUGCUCUGAAGAAGCAAUCCAUGUCAGAAGCUUCUCUUGAAGUUACUACACGGUACCGCAGGGACCUGGAGGAGGACAAGUUGUCCUUGCAAAAGGAAUUGGAGAAGCUUAAAACCAAGUUGCAGGAUUUGGAAGAACAGCAUAUUCAAUCUGAACGUUGUGUUCAUGACUUGAAGAUAGCCUUGGAUAAUAAGGAGAGGGAACUAAGAGCUUCUUCCCAGGAACUGCAGGACCUCCUUUUGGCAUCUUCUGGGACUAAUACUACUAUAAAACAACUGGAAGAACAUGUCCAACGCCUUGAAAUAGAAAAUGCCAGACUGGAAGCCACAGUCCAGCAACAAAACAACAGGAUUGAAGCUCUUCAGGAAGACCUGCAAGCCUCUGUCUCAGUUCAUGACCGCCUGGAAAACUUGAUAACAAACAUACAGGCAGCACAGGCAGCUGCAGAGGACCAGCACCAGCAGCAGAUGCAAAAGCAGAAUUUGCUGCCUCUGACAUCAAAGGACUUGCACAGCAUUUGGGAAGAGCAGUUGAAGUCGAGAUCACACCUGGAAGAGCGUGUCACUCAGCUCAACAGGGAAAAGGCAGAACUCUUGGAACAGUGUGAGAGUGAAAGAAAGAAAGUGAAGAAACUGGUCGAGCUGAAACGCCCAGUUGAACUGCGACUGGACCAGGAAAUGGAAAGAAAUAUUGAGCUGCAGAAAGACUGUAAGAGGUUGAAGAGACUUCUGAGCAGAGCUAUGAAGAAACUAAGGCUGUAUGAGGAGAGAGAAUCCCAUCUUAAUUUACAGGGAGAAAUGAAGAACGGGUAUUCUGAAAUAGUCACUGAAGUUAGUACAUUAAGAAUGAAGGUUGGUGAACUUUCUCAGCAGCUGGAGACAGAGUCUAAAAAAUGCAUGCAGCUAGAAACACAGAAUCAGGAUUUGCGAGAAGAGUUGUGCAGCAUGCGUGGGAGCCAUGAACAACUGGAGAAGAGCAAAUGCCAGCUGAAAGAAGAGAUGACUAACCUCAAACAUCGUUUGGAGAACAACAUGGUGGAUCACAGCCAAAUAGAACAAUGUAAAAAAGAGAUGGAAGAACGAGCUGGACAAGAAAUAAGGCAGAUACUACAAGAAGUCAAUCUGUUUUUGCAGGCACAGGCAGCCUCCCAGGACCGAAUAGAACAAAUCCGAGCCAGUCAUCAUGAGUCCCUCAGGAACCAGCUAAAACACAAAAUUAAAGAUCUCGAGUGGGAAUUGGACAAGAUAAAAAAUACCCAACAGGACAGUAUUUCUCUGAAAGAGUCUACACGUGCAGAAGUGGAAAAGUACAAAGAGCUGUACCUGGAGGAAGUGAAAACUAGAGGAUGCCUAGCAAGUAAACUGGAAAGAGCUAAUGAGAAACUAGCAGAAGCCAACGCCAAGCUCCUUCAUGAGCGCAAUAGAAGAAAAUCUUUAAUUGCAAGCAGCAUUGUCAGUGGAGGUCUGGCUCCUAGCCCAGUUCUAUAUUCAACUGAACUGGGACAUCUUGGCAACAACUUGGCACUGAACAGAAGCUUAAGUUUAGGAGGAAGCUUCCUAAGUACAGCUGGGACUGCAUUAUCAUCAAGAAACAGGGUUGAAGCCUUUGUGGCUAAGAUCCGUCAGGAACUGGAUGAAAAAAUCUCUAAGGAACUUGAACAAGCCAAUGCUGAUCUUGAAAAAGCAUCUCCUGGAGCCUCUCCCAUUGUAUCUACUGAUGGUUCUUCAAAAAAUUUCAAUGUUGACCAGGAUCCCUUUUGCAGGGCAAUACAGGAGUACCGUGAUGUUUUAACCAAAAAUUAUGUGAUUUGAACAAAAUGCUAAUGAAAGGCUCCUGACAUAAUUUUGUUUAAAUAGUACGUCUGCAGCUUCCCAUCCCAUGGUUCAGGUGUGAAAGUGUUUUUUGUGGUCUGACUACAAAUUCAUUUACAUGCUUGACAGGCACAUUGCACUUACCUGUUGGUUUAUUGAUGCAUAGUUUUAUUUUUUUGUAUGAUCUAUGCCUAUUUUUCCACUUAGCAGACUGACUAAUUUGGAUUUUCGUGCUUGACAAAACUGUCAACAUCUUUCUUAUUUAGAUGCAUUGUUUUGAUGCCCUCAUAUUCAUAUUUUAGGAAAAGCGUUCCAUUUGUGUUAAAAAAACAGUUUUACUUAAUUCAGGAAGUUGUUGUUACUGAAGAUCUGUGCUUGUAAUUUUGUGUCUGCAGAAGUCCCUAGAGACCAGAAGAUUAUAGAGCAAAGUCCCAAUUCUGGAAAAGUGGGAAUGGUUGUGCUGAGAUGAAUUGAGACAGGGCAAAACUGGGGGUUUUAUCCACUAAUUCCAGAACAUGAGUUAAACAUUGAGGAAAGCAAUGAAUGCUGCUGUGACAUUGUUCCUUUUUAUGUGAAUACAUUUUUGUGAAGCUAAUACACUGUAUUUAAUUCCAGA